Molecule: messenger RNA, 174 nt
Organism: Racocetra fulgida
Lineage: Eukaryota; Fungi; Glomeromycota; Glomeromycetes; Diversisporales; Gigasporaceae
Source: the annotation of a GenBank genome assembly
AUGUCUUUUUUCAAAAAUCUUUUUAACAAGAAACAAAAAAAUGAUAAAGUUGAUUUUGAACCUAAAAGCAAUGAAAUAUACCAACAAUGGAAAGAUGAGAUGAACUCCCAUUGGAACGAUAUUCCCCAAGAAAACGAAAACUCCUGGGAUAUCGAAGAUCGACCCACCUAUACG